UUCUAGAGAAAUUCUCAUUAAAGAGAGAGAGGAAAGUGAGAGAAGAAUAGAAGCAAAGAUUCUAGGAUUUGUGAAGACAAAAAAAAUCUAGGGACAAUCUAGCGUAAUUUUCUCUCUCUUCUAGCAAAAGAGCAAAAGAGCAAAGAGCAAAGAGCAAAGAGCAAAGAGCAAAGAGCAAAGAUUAGAGAAGAUGCAGGUAUCAGGUGUCAUCGGCGAUGUUUUGGUAGCCAUACCUUCAACAGGUUGUUAUCGUUCAACUGAAUUCAAGAACACUUUGCACCCUUUUUCAGAUCCUAAGUAUUCCUUUCUUCAUGCUUCUGCUAACUGUCACAAACAGAGCUCUAGUUCGUUCUACAUCGGAAAGCUUACCACAGGAUUGGACAAGAGCAAGUCGAGGGGAUUUUUGGUGAGAGCAUCUGAUAAUUCUGGAGAGAAUUUGACGCCUAUUGCUCCCGUUCAGUUGGAGUCCCCAGCUGGGCUUUUGUUGACACAAAUAUUGCAAACACAUCCACAUCUCCUUCCUGCAGCUAUUGACCAGCAGCUCGAGAACCUGCAAAAUGACAAAGAUGCCCAAAAGGAAGAAACCCCAUCAUCAUCUCAAGGCCUUCCCCUAUACAGGAGAAUAGCUGAAGUAAGAGAGAAGGAAAGACGGAAGGCCUUGGAGGAGAUAAUAUACUGCUCAAUUGUACAGAGAUUUGUGGAGAGAAGUAUCUUAAUGAUCCCAGAGAUAUCCCAAAGUCCAGAUAUUACUGGCAGGGUGGAUUUCUGGCCAAACCAAGAACAGAAACUCGAAUCUGUACACUCUACUGAAGCAAUCGAAAUGAUACAAAGCCACUUGUCCCUCGUGCUAGGUGAAAGGCUUGUGGGUCCCUUGCAGAGUCUUGUCGAAAUCAGCAAAAUAAAACUCGGAAAGUUGUAUGCUGCUUCUAUAAUGUAUGGUUAUUUCCUUAGAAGAGUAGAUCAGAGAUACCAGUUAGAGAGAGCCAUGAAAACUCUUCCCGAGGACUUUGGCAAAAGUACUACAAGAUUUCAGGAUUCUGUACCUCAGAGCCCGUUUUGGGAUCCAGAUUCACUUAUCCAAAUCCCAGCUGAUGAAGAAGAUAUGGUUAGUUAUGGGGAACCUUUGGAUAUUGGUGAUGGUAAGUCCUAUAAAUUAAGGUCAUAUGUCAUGUACUUGGAUACUGAUACUCUUCAGAGAUAUGCUACCUUACGAUCGAAGGAAGCAAUGUCGCUGAUCGAAAGACAGACCCAAUCCUUGUUUGGUCGACCUGAUAUCAAGAUCGCUGAGAGUGGUGUAUUGGAGACACAAAAUGAUGAAAUUAUUUCGAUUUCUUUCUCAGGAUUGACAAUGCUUGUUUUAGAAGCAGUUGCAUUUGGAUCAUUUUUGUGGGAUUCAGAAGAUUAUGUUGAAUCAAAAUAUAGUUUUGUUAGUAGCUGAGAAUAGCUAUUAUGGUAUUACUUUCAUCCUUAAAGUGUAGAGAAUAAACACAUUUUAUUUGUUUGCCAUGUAUAUUGCCUAUUGGUACGUUUUCAAUGGAAUGACAGUAUUCUGUGUUGCAA
Messenger RNA from Beta vulgaris subsp. vulgaris (sugar beet), 1560 nucleotides. Its product is annotated as UV-B-induced protein At3g17800, chloroplastic. The record is from RefSeq and is a predicted model, not a curated record. Bases 191 to 1438 code for a protein of 415 amino acids. The transcript has 3 exons. Lineage: Eukaryota; Viridiplantae; Streptophyta; Magnoliopsida; Caryophyllales; Amaranthaceae.